Molecule: messenger RNA, 1561 nt
Organism: Drosophila takahashii
Lineage: Eukaryota; Metazoa; Arthropoda; Insecta; Diptera; Drosophilidae
Gene: Adsl
Product: adenylosuccinate lyase
Biological process (GO): 'de novo' AMP biosynthetic process
Cellular component (GO): cytosol
Molecular function (GO): (S)-2-(5-amino-1-(5-phospho-D-ribosyl)imidazole-4-carboxamido) succinate lyase (fumarate-forming) activity; N6-(1,2-dicarboxyethyl)AMP AMP-lyase (fumarate-forming) activity
Source: RefSeq, a predicted model, not a curated record
GAACCGCUGAUUAGAAGCAACAGUUGUUUUUCGACUCUUCGCCAGCAAUUACGGCUAAUUACGUGCUUUAUAUCACACCCACAGCAUCUUUCCCCAUACUACAUAAUCCACCGAGAUGGCCAGCAACUACGAGGGCUACAAGUCGCCUCUGAGCACCCGGUACGCCAGCAAGGAGAUGCAGUUCCUGUUCAGCGACCAGAACAAGUUCUCCACCUGGCGCCGGUUGUGGGUGUGGCUGGCGAGGGCGGAGAGCAGGCUGGGACUGGAGAUCAGCGACUCCCAGAUCGCCGAGAUGGAGUCCCAGAUCAGCAACAUCGACUUCGAGGCGGCGGCAGCCGAGGAGCGCCUAACCCGCCACGACGUAAUGGCCCAUGUCCACGUUUUCGCCAAGCAAUGCCCAUCCGCCGCCCCGGUCAUCCAUUUGGGAGCCACCUCGUGCUAUGUGGGCGACAACACGGAUCUGAUUGUUCUCCGGGAUUCGCUGAAACUGCUUCUACCUCGGGUGGCCAGCGUGAUUGCCCAACUCAGCCAGUUUGCCCAGAGCUACAAGGAUCAGCCCACGCUGGGAUUCACCCAUCUGCAGCCCGCCCAGCUGACCACGGUGGGCAAGCGAGCCUGCCUGUGGAUUCAGGAUCUAAUAAUGGACGAGCGAGCCCUGAACCGCUGCCUGGAGGAUCUGCGCUUCCGCGGGGUUAAGGGAACCACUGGCACCCAGGCCUCGUUCCUGCAACUCUUUAAUGGCGAUGGAGAGAAGGUGAAGCAGCUGGAUCAGUUGGUCACCGAGCUGGCUGGCUUCAAGAAGGCCUAUGCGGUUACCGGACAAACCUACUCCAGGAAGGUUGAUGUGGAGAUUGUGGGCGCUCUUUCCAGCCUGGGCACCACCAUCCACAAGAUGUGCUCCGAUCUGCGCAUCCUGGCCUCUCGCAAGGAACUGGAGGAGCCCUUCGAGAGCACCCAGAUUGGCUCUUCGGCCAUGCCCUACAAGAGGAAUCCCAUGCGCUCCGAACGCUGUUGCGCGUUGGCCCGACACCUCAUCACCUUGUUCAGCAGUGCCGCCAAUACCCAUGCCACUCAGUGGCUGGAGCGCACCCUGGAUGACUCGGCCAACCGACGGUUGACCCUUUCCGAGGCCUUCCUGGCUGCCGAUGCCGCUCUGCUCACUCUGCUGAAUAUCUCGCAGGGAUUGGUCGUCUACCCGAAAGUGAUUGAGCGGCAUAUCGCCCAAGAGCUGCCCUUCAUGUCCACGGAGAACAUCAUCAUGGCCAUGGUGAAGGCGGGCGGAGAUCGGCAGGUGUGCCACGAGAAGAUUCGCGUGCUGUCCCAGGAGGCCGGCGCCCAGGUGAAGCAGCACGGCAAGGACAACGAUCUGGUGGAGCGAGUGCGAAAGGACCCGUACUUUUCGCCCAUCCUGGAGCAGCUGGACACGAUUCUGGAUGCCAAGACCUUCACUGGCCGAGCCAGCGACCAGGUGGGCGAGUUCGUCAAGGAGGAGGUGGAACCCGUGCUGGCACGCUACUCUGAUGCCCUGAAGAACGUCCAGGACGUGAAGCUUAACAUCUAG